Messenger RNA from Trichoplusia ni (cabbage looper), 3343 nucleotides. RefSeq lists its product as uncharacterized. The record is from RefSeq and is a predicted model, not a curated record. Bases 2090 to 2680 code for a protein of 196 amino acids. The transcript is spliced from 4 exons. Lineage: Eukaryota; Metazoa; Arthropoda; Insecta; Lepidoptera; Noctuidae.
AAUAUCUCAAUAAUACAUUGCUAUGAUCCAGCGCAAACUCGCCUAGAAUUACCGUGACAUUUAAAUAAAGGUAAACAACUUGUUGCUUUCAUCAAAGCUUCAAGAAAUCAUAAAGAAGUCUGACGAUAUCCAAUAUCAAACAAAAGUUUCGUACGCGUAAAGUUGUUUAUUUAGAAGUAGUAGCAUAAAUCUUAAUACACGGAACAAAUAUUUAGAAAAAACAUUAUCAAAAGAACCUCACACAAAACUUAAUGGUUUUUAAUUAAUAUAUUAAUUGACUUCUACAAACGUUCUUUGAAGGUUAUUUUAGUUUUAAAUACACACGAAAAGAGAUCUAUCUCUAGCGUGAAGCAGUCUUCGAUUUGGAGAUAUUAAAUUCUUCAAACAAAAAAGAGCAAUGUUAAUAAUCGUGCGUGGGUUUGCUGGAAUAAUUAAAAUCUUGCUAAUUCUUUGAACACCACUAAUUCGAUUUUAAAUAUUAUGUAAUUAUACAAAGCGCAACGUACAACCAUUUUCGUAAGUGCCAAAUACAGUGCAGUGUCCUAUAAUCCUACUUGAACAAAAAUAUAUUUUAGUGGAGAAUUUAAGUAAAAGGAGCACCGAAUAAGCACCUAGUGGGGCGACCGAAACUAGGAAAGUCCCACGUUUUACCACCGUGCGAUAUCCUAACGUAAUUUUAAAGGUUUUUGAUACACGAUAUUAUUGAUGUACAGUGAUUGAAUUCAGAUAGCAAUUUUUAUCACAUCAGAAGCUGGCGGAAUCAUUAGUGUUAACACUGAGCCUUGAAGGUUUACGAACAGCAAAACAUUAAUAUUGUGUUGUCAUCAGGCUUACAUAAGUCUGCAAAGUUUCAAGUCAAAACGACAUUUAGAUGUGGGUCAAAAUUAUGUUGCAAGAAUUUUACAUACACAUUAGCUAUUUACAUACAAUCCCGACGACCAAUCAAAGAGCAUUGAAUGUACGUGUCAGUUAUCAUCUGCUUCGCUUGGUAAUAUCAGGAUUGCUACUUCGGGUUUUUCCUAAAAAGAAUUGGGCGGGCCGCGUCAUCAAUGUCCUGUAAUGUAAUUCCAAGAGCGAAAAGGUUCGUCCUCGUGAUCUCAAACAAUUGCGCAAUAUCUGGCAUCGACCAUAGGAUACGUCAUAAGGACUUGACUUGUCGCACGCCGAUGAAUACAACGUGACAUAUCCACCUUAUAGCUUCUUCGCAAUUUUCCUGUGGGCUAGAGGUUAUCGUCAGUCGUCAAACAUUUUCAAUUUGUAGUAGCCGUUAGUGUUUUGUGUCGUUUAAUUCGUAGCUGCAAGAAUUUACAUUUUCGUGUUUUCGACCAUUCGAAAAUAAUUGUAAAAAUCGAAAGUAUCAGUGGCAACGACAAUAUAAGAAUUUGGUGAAUUGCUAAGAAUAUUUAAUGUACCUACCUCAUUUUAUAAAAGUGAAUAGAACUCUAUAAUAAAAAUCUUUUCUGCUUUUUUCAAUUCGGUUUUAAUGAAAGUGGUAAUUGAUUUAGUUAGAAAAUUGAAUCAAUAAAUGUAUUUAUCUGAAAAACAGGGCAAUUAUGAAAAAUAAAAUGGGUUUCUAUAAUAGGAACUAAAUUUCUUGGAUGAGACAGUAACAAAGUACAAAUAUACGAAGUUAUUCGUGUUAUUUAUAUUUGCUUCUGACCAAUCAAUUCGUUUCAAGAAGAUUAUAGAGGCAUUGUUUAAACAUUAUUGUUUUACAAUAUAACAUUUUAGGACAAAAAUAAAUAACUGCAUUUUCUAGUCACUACUGCACCAAAAAAAGCAAUUUUUUCAGAAUAUUUUAAGAUAAAUCUGCAUACAAAACGGCAGCGUGCAACCUCAUAUAUAAGCCUUGGUGAUUGUUGCAACACUCUCAGUACGACUCUAGUCGCUUUGCCGCUUGGAGCAGGCGCGUUACACGACGCCGGCCACACGGAGAGGGCGAGAGAGGUUUAACUCGAAAUAACAAAACAACCUAACGCAAUUUUGACAGACAUGUGGACCGAGUGAAUGCAGUGUUCAGUGACGUAACAUUAGUGAACAGCUCAUUAGAGAACAACAAUAAUACAGUGGAGGUGGAACUACGUAAACAAUGGAUACCAAAAGCUCGAUCUCAUCGCACGAGUGGCACAUUCCUCGGCCAUCGUUGUCGGGCAGCAGCGCUGCUGGGAGCUUGAGCGAUUCGCGAUCUCGAGGAGGCUCCGCCUCUAGCCAAGGCUCAUCAAGCAACCACAGUACCCACAGUGUGUCAUCUGGCUCACUGCUAUUGAGCGCAGCGCAUUUAGCGCGAAUGCAUGGCAGAAAUUCAGAGCAAGACGAGCUUGGAAACUACCACACCAAGUUUGGGAGCUAUGGACGUAAAUCUGGACAUUCCGAAGCUGUAGUCGCCAUACCAGAAGAGACCCACGACGGCUUAGAUUCUGUUUGGAAUGGUGUUAAACGGAAUUCAGGGUCAGGGCAGGACGCACAGUCAAUCGCGAGUUCAACACAUUUCACAGUCGUCAAUGGUUACACGAAGCAGCGUUCAGGCAAAGAGACGAAAUCAUGUUGUUGCGAUCAUUCGCAUCAAAUAACAGUAUUGGUAAUAUCAAUGACAAUUCUGUUUUCCGCGUGCAUACUCGCUGCCAUAUGCUUUGUUGAAAUGCGAAUGCGCAAGGAGACCGGAGUUUACAAGUAUUCAUAACUACAAAGGAUACCUACAGGAAAUCUCAUUUAAUGACGGCACAUACCUUAAUCUAAUUACUAUAAUCAUUUAUGUUUGGAACAAGAAAACAUAAAUGUCUAGAUAGAUAUACUUAUUUAAAAAUAUAAUAGAUUGUUUCACAUUUAAUACUAACAGUUAGACCAUAAAAUAGUGCAAUAUCCUACUCACCCAGUGUAUUGUAUUAAAUUAGAACAAUUUAAGUAAAUUCUAUUUAUUUUCGAUAGUCUUAUAACUACUAUUAAGCUGUGAUGUUCAUAUUACGUUUUAAUAAACUGAAGGCUAUAUUGGUUUCCUCUAAAAUUUAUAAAUUAAUAAUUAUGCAUUCAAAUCAGAUAAUACGAUUAAGUUUUGUAUAAAUGUAAUAUUAGGAUUAAAUUAUGAUGUGAUUAAUUUAAAUAAAAACUAAGUAUUACUUACUGUUAUCAGGACUAAAUAAGUUAAAUUUGCAAAUUUUCGUAUGGUCAUGAAAAUGUGCAUCUUUAGUUAAUCAGAUUAUAUUGCCAAUGCAGAAUUAGUUUGUCAUGGGAAUAUUUUGUAACUAGUAACUAGUAAAUUGUGACCAUUAAUCCAGUUUAUAAAAAUAAAUUAAUUAAUUCAAUUGUUAUCGACGAACUGUGAUAAUAAAAGCAAGAAAAACGAAAA